Cinclus cinclus is the source of this 1080-nucleotide messenger RNA. It is a transcript of the gene BCL7A, whose product is annotated as BAF chromatin remodeling complex subunit BCL7A. NCBI's taxonomy places the organism in Eukaryota, Metazoa, Chordata, Aves, Passeriformes, Cinclidae. Bases 1 to 633 code for a protein of 210 amino acids. The transcript has 6 exons. The record is from RefSeq and is a predicted model, not a curated record.
AUGUCGGGCCGGUCGGUGCGGGCCGAGACCCGGAGCCGGGCGAAGGAUGAUAUCAAGCGGGUGAUGGCGGCCAUCGAGAAAGUGCGCAAAUGGGAGAAGAAGUGGGUGACAGUUGGCGACACAUCCCUAAGGAUUUACAAAUGGGUACCAGUAACAGAGCCUAAAGUGGAUGAUAAAAAUAAGAAUAAGAAAAAGGGCAAAGAUGAAAAAUGUGGCUCUGAAGUGACCACUCCAGAGAACAGCUCCUCCCCAGGGAUGAUGGACAUGCAUGAUGACAAUAGCAACCAGAGUUCAAUAGCUGAUGCUUCUCCAAUAAAACAGGAGAACAGCAGUAAUUCCAGUCCAGCACCAGAGCAGAACUUGGCAACACAAGCAGACAGCACUGAAGUCAAGUCUGACGAAACUCAGGCAGAGGCAAAGGAGCAGCCUGGUUCAGAAGAUACCUCUGAUGAACAGAAUUCACAGUCUUCAAUGGAAAAUUCCAUGAAUAGUUCAGAGAAAGCAGAAAUUCAGUCCUCUGGAGAAAAUGAUUUAAUUACAGAGGCAUCUAAAAACUCUCAGGACUCUGAAGGAGUGCCACCUUCUAAAAAGAUGAAAGUAGAGGCUUCCCAACAAAAUGUUGAAGAGAUUUAGACUAUAGAUUUUUCUGGUCAGUUUUUAUGUAAGGUACAUCAGUGGGCUUAAUUAUAGAACAACCUUACUUAAGCAUCUUCUCUUGGAUGAGGACAGAACUCCUAACUUUUCAAGUUACCAAGCAAAAGUCCAAGAAAGCCUAACAAAGGUUUAACUUCUCAGACACUGAAAACUUUUUCCUGUGAAACAUUGAGAACUUUUAAGUUACUGUCUCUGAAAUGGUUGGAGUAAACAACUCAGGAGGGGUCUACGCACUGUUUCUAAAGUCAAAAUUACAAUUAUGUUGCUGCUGUAUUUUUUUUUUUCAUUUCUCUAUUUAACAUUGUAAGAUAUUUAAGGAUGGUACAGGUCAGGUAUUAGCUUUCAUGUGAAGUUCAUUGUUCUGGCGUGAUGUCUGCUUUUGUUUUGUGCCUUGUGUUCUGAAAACAGUGCUAACUUUUAAAAGUU